This is a messenger RNA of Neltuma alba, 741 nucleotides long. RefSeq lists its product as uncharacterized. The transcript has a single exon. The coding region runs from base 1 to 741 and encodes 246 amino acids. The record is from RefSeq and is a predicted model, not a curated record. NCBI's taxonomy places the organism in Eukaryota, Viridiplantae, Streptophyta, Magnoliopsida, Fabales, Fabaceae. Gene Ontology annotation, molecular function: nucleic acid binding; RNA-DNA hybrid ribonuclease activity.
AUGAAGAGAAUUGAUUUAUGGUUGGAUGAGUGGUUGAAAAUUAAGGAGGGGCCUGAUGACUAUAGUUGUGCCCUUUUUGCUAUAAUCUGCUGGGAAAUCUGGAAGUCAAGGUGCCAGUUCGUUUUUGAAGGUAAGGAGGUGGAUGCUAUUGGAUGUGUUGGCAGAGCUAUGAGAAUGGUAUGUGAUUUCUGGGAUGCAGAUAAUGAUAAGAAGAGGAGGCGUGUUUCUGAGACAGGGGUGGAAAGGAAUAAUGUCGAUGCUGCCUUCUGUAAGGAAAGAGGUAAGGCUGCCGUGGGAUUAGUAGCAAGGGAUGAUAAGGGAGGAUUUGUUGGGGGUUUGGGAAAAAAAAUUAAUGCUGAUUUGGUUUUCAUUGCUGAAAGUAUGACAGUAAUGGAAGCUUUGAAUAGCUAUGACAGAAUAGGCAAUUGUGAGGUAAUUGUUGAAACUGAUUGUCAAGUCUUAUUUGAUAAAUUGCAGAAAAAGGAGGUAAAGGGCUGUGAAUGGGGUUGUGAAGACAUCCUGCAGAAGUGUAUCUCAAUGCUACAGGCAAGGCAGAAUUGGCAUUUAUCUUUGGUUGCAAGGAAUGGGAACAAAGCUGCUGAUCUUAUGGCAGCUGAUGCUAUGAGGAGUAUGGUACCGAAAGGUUGGCUUUGUGAGCCACCACCUUCUUUGGAGUCUGUGCUGUAUCUGGAUGUGACGAACUCUCAUGAGGAUGUGGGGGAAAGAUCUGGCAUAGGCUAG